This is a messenger RNA of Phalacrocorax carbo (great cormorant), 10098 nucleotides long. The record is from RefSeq and is a predicted model, not a curated record. Lineage: Eukaryota; Metazoa; Chordata; Aves; Suliformes; Phalacrocoracidae.
UCCUCCUCUUCACCUGUCCUCGCCUCCCAGAGCCCGCUCCUGCCCCAUCCUGCAGCUCCCCGUCUGCUCCCCUCCAGUAACCCCAGCACUCCCAGGUCCCCACAGCCCCUGAUUUUUGGCCAGGCCACCUUGAGGGGUACGUUUGGUUCGAGGACCUUAUUUUCAAGCCCAAGUGCUUUUGCAGAGCCCAGCUUAUCGUGAUGUCUUCACCGGCCAUGUGAAAGCGCAGUUAAGCCUCAUCACCCCUCUGCACCGCUGAGACUCCGAAGCACAUUCGGUCCGGGGUCUUGUGGAGUGAUAUCCCCCGCCCCCCCAGGUGACCGUAUCCAGGGAAAGCAGCCAAAAUGAUGAGAGAAGCUGAAAACUUGACCUGACAAAGCCAGCCCGCAAGAACCAAGUUUGUUUAACGGAAAGAAAGCAAGUCUAGCCAUGACCACGCUUUAAAGACGCAGCAAGGCGGCUGCACAGCAGAAGGGGGCAAAUUCUUCCCGCGCCCUCAAGGGUGAGAAGAAGCCAUAGCAGCCUCUUCCCCAGCCCCUUUCGGGGCGGUUUCCCAGCGGCGGCGUGCGGCUCGGCCCCGGCCGGGCGGCGGCGGCGGGCGGAUGGCGGCGGAGCCGGGAGCGGGGCUGCGCAUCUUCCGCGAUAUAUUAAGAAGAGCAGACAAAAAUGAUGAUGGAAAACUGUCCUUUGAUGAAUUUAAGGCUUACUUUGCUGACGGAGUUCUGAGUGGAGAAGAACUGCAUGAACUUUUUCACACCAUUGAUACACACAAUACUGACAAUCUUGACACAGAAGAGCUCGGGGAAUAUUUUUCCCAGCACUUAGGAGAGUAUGAAAAUGUUCUAUCUGUCUUGGAAGAGUUAAACAUAGCCAUACUGAAGGCAAUGGACAAAACAAAGAAAGACUAUCAGGAAGCUUCUAAUUUGGAGCAGUUUGUGACCCGCUUUCUUUUGAAGGAAACACUGAACCAGCUUCAGUCCCUCCAGAGCUCUCUGGAGUGUGCCAUGGAAACCACGGAGGAGCAGACUCGGCAGGAAAGACAAGAUCCAACAAAACCAGAAGUGCUCUCAAUUCAAUGGCCAGGAAAACGGUCAGCUCGAAGGCUUCAGAGGAACAACAGCCUGUCACCAAAUAGCCCUCAUUUUAGCACAGGUUGGCUUGAGGAAGACAGCCAGUGGAUGACCCAGAUAAACAGACUCCAAAAGCUGAUUGACAGGCUGGAAAAGAAGGACCUAAAGCUUGAGCCAUUUGAAGAGGAAGUUCUGGAAGAAAACACAAAAUCUCACAUAAUGAUUGUUCAGCGUCAAAUGUCUGUGAUAGAAGAAGAAAUUGAGGAAUUCCGGCUUGCUCUGAAGCAGUACGUGGAAUCUGCUUCUGCUCAGGGUGGCUGCUUGCAUGUUUCCAUACAGAAGCUUCCGAGUGAUUCCCGCUUCAUAGUUUAUGAGUUCUGGGAGAACAACAAUGCCUGGAAUAGCCACCUUCAAAUGAAUUACUGCAAGACAUUCCAAAGAAGUAACGUGGACUUCUUGGAAACUCCAGAGCUCACCACAACAAUGCUAGUCCCUGCAUCGUGGUGGGUCCUCAAUAACAACUAGAAGCUGUGGUUCCGAGUACUGUUAAUGUUGCAUUGCUUUUCAUUACAAUAAUGCUCACACAGUGUAUCGAUGUGCUGGAUUAUGAAUUUAUGAUGUGAUGCUGUUUGUUAUUACAGACGUGAUCUUUUCCAUUUUAAAAUAUGGAAAACUGCACAUUUAUUACCUUCUCUUCUUGUGACUAGUUCAGUGAAAUGAUGCAUUCUGAAAGCUGAAAUAAGACAACUAUGCUAAGCUGUUUAUGUGUAUAUUCGGUCCAAACUGUCACAGAAAAGUGCAUCUUGAUUGGUAUGACUAGGUAUUUGUGAAAAGUUUUAGUCUUACGUUAAUAAGCAACUGUUAGUUCAUGCUGCUGUUUUCUCCCUUUACAGAAGAAACAGGGAGGAACAUGAACACACAUUUUCAUAGAUGUCUCAUGCUUCAGAGAAGUUGUAAGUCAUUAAUUAGGAGAAUAAACACAGGGACGACUUCUUGUGUUAGUACAGAACUUUGCUCAUACAGGAAACUGCCCACGACAAGACAAGGCAGUACCAUUUUCUCUUCACAGCCUCCAGCCCCUGUCCUCACAAGAGGAAAUAUGUCUGCCAAGCCACUUUGGAUACACAGACUUAACAUUUCACAACCGAUUUGCUUUGAACCCUGUGUCCUGAACAGUCGGCAAACAUUCAUUAGGUCACUGGCAGCUCACUGAAAAGUCAUUAGAGAAACCACUGUUAGAGCAUAAAUAGCCAUAAACCUGGAAGCAGAAAUACCUUCUUCCCUAAGAAAUCGUGCUGUUGUCCCUUGCAUCUGAGCAGGUAUGUCCUCCAGCCUAAGAAUGAAAGGCAAGUGACUGUUGUGACCUCACACCUCCAUGCCAGGCUGACAAGCUCUACACGCUGAAUGACCACUCUCUCCACUCAUUGAGCAGUCCAAAGUUACAAACAGUACCCAAAAAGUAACUUAAAAGUCAUAUUAAAUAAAAUAGCUUCUUAACUGUAGGAUUUAUCUAACUUUUUUCAACUCAGCCAACACAUUACCAUAUGUAAUUAAAAAGUGGGGAAUUUAGACUACACAUGAGCAAUCUUCCUUGCAAUAAGGUUCCAUAUUCCAGAAGCUAUGCCCAGGAUUGAGCUCAAGACUAAGAAAGGUGUCACAUUCAGGUACCUGCAUGUGACCAAAGCAUCGCAGCUCCUAUUGUUAUCAAUGGAGUUCUGAGGCAAAAUUAGCUGCCUAAAAAAGAGCAUCUGGUACAUGUGAGCUGCCCGAGGGUAUCCCAACUGGUCCAGCUCCCAGCUGAGAAAGACACGAGUUACCUAUAGGUUGUGCAUCAUUUGUGCCAGCCCCAUGCAGCUGCUUCAGAUACCCGACAUGUCUCAGAUGACACCAGAUGCCCACCGUUAACCAAAUCAAACCCUUUGGCCAAUAACAUCAAUGGAGCUUAGGUUCUCUAAGCAGAUGUGGAUGUCAAAGUGAUGCCUACACACCUAAAUUUAGGCACCCAUGUUAGAGACAAAUUUCACCUUAUAGUAACUCAGCAAAAGUGAAUACUUUUAAUACUGAAGUCCAAAGCUUUCCAGUAUUGCCACAACCCAGCUACAGAUCUGUUCAUUCUUAGAAAGGCACCCAAAUAGCCAUAUUACACUCUCACCUGGCAGAUCAGUGAAAGUUUGAAGGUUUAUUGUCUUUAGCAAAGUAAAAGUAAAACUGAUAUUCCUGAAGAAUCUGGCUGGCUUUUUCCCUGUGCCGAGACAUCAGUCUAGUGUACAGCAUGUUUUCUUUUGUCACUACUGUUCUACUGACAAAGGAAAUACAGUGACAUGUGACACUGCUGCAGGGUAAAUUCUUAAGUGAAAACUGACACACUACACUGAUGUUUACGACAUUUUUCCUUUUCACUAGAUAAACUAUAUUAAAAUCAUUCUCAAAAUAACCUGCUUUAGAAGUUCAAGUCAAUUAGGUGCUGGAGGGGAGGAAAGCUCUAGCAGGUCAUUCUCCCUAGUAUACUUAUUAGCAAACAAACACUUUGAUGAAUCAUACACACGAACAAGUUUGAGAAGUGUCACUGAAGUUUUGAGAGCUAUACACAGAAAUUGCCUUCAACACAUACCAGGGGAAAAGAUCAAUAGGACUUACUCUGAAAAGAGCUCCCUGUGAUUAUAAAACAAACAAAGAUUUCAGUUCUUUGUAAAAUUACUUGUAAACAACAUACAAAUAGAAUACACUUGGAAGUUUAUUUUAACUGACUGACUGCUGCUAAACAUAAAAGAAACUCAAUUCAAGCAAGUUUAUUUCAGUUGUUCAGGGAAAGAAAGGUAGUAUCUAUCAAAUGCAACUUCAAAGUUUUCUGCGCUAUUGCGAUUACCAUUCAACACGUUCUCAUUUAGCUUCCACUGUCAUUUGUAACAUAGGUUAAAAAAUUGCCUUCAGUGCCCAAAUGAUGUUCCUGCAGGUCUGAAUACAGGUUUUGAAGAUAAUUAUAUUCAUACAAAAUUACUAUUAUUGAUGCUUGUCCACUGAAGGAUACUGUCAAGAAGUACUCAAACUACUGCUUUCCACUUCACUAUUAAAUACUAUUCUAAUUUAAGAAAAAAAAGUUGUAGAAUUAACUAUGUAUUGGCAUACCUAUUUACCCAUAUAAGACGUGAUAAAUAUCUGUCUUGUUCCUCAAUUUUGCCCAUUACUUCCACAAUUCAAAGUAAAAAAUGCUGGACAAUUAUUUAAAAAGAACUUCAAGGAAUGCAACACAGACAGUUCUCGUGUUCUGAUCCAUGAUGGAGAAAUCAUCUCUCUUUUAGUGGAACUGUUGGUAACUUUGUACCUUGAAACUGUUAAGACUUUGUACCUUGAAAGACGGUAUGAAUCCACAGAAUAUUAAGGAAUCUUUUGUGUCAAUAUGGAGAUUUCAAAUGAAGAAAGCAAGCAAAUGAGGUUGGGGGGGGUGGGGAAGCUAGAGGAGUACAUGCUCUAAGACAUCGGAGAUUUGACACAGCCAGUAUUUGUUGUUACAUUAUUACUGCUAAGGAAAGGAGGUGGGAGCAAGCAAAAAGCCCCAGUCAAGUAUUGGUUUAGAAUUUAUGGUCAGACAAACUAUAUGGCUACAUAAUACAGAUGAUUCAGGACAAAAUUCUGUCAUGGCAAAAUGUAAAAUUAUUUAUUUUCACUGCAAUGGUAUUACAAUCUCUGGCAUUACAAAUUAAACGUUUGACUUCUAAAGCAUUUGGGCAAUUACAGGAAGAAACGGGCAUUUCCGUAACUUUCUCAGGGUCCUACUGUCAUCUGUAGGCACCCAAGUACCUUCAAAAAUCUUGAAGAUCGACAUCAUACGGAGCUCCUUCAUUGAUGGAUUUCUCAUCUUCCAAACAACCUGUCACUUCUUGCAUAUGUCAACAAAAGGGUUGCUCUUUUCCUGUAAGACAAACCCACCCUCAAAUUACUUCAGUUAUAACAGGUCAUUUAAAUCAAGUUUUCAUGGGUCUGCUUAUAGCCCUUUUCUACUCCAUGUACAUUUAACAAUUUGAUUUUUUUUUUUAAUUAAUGCAAACAGUUCUACUUUCAUUAAUCACAGAUACUUAAUCUGAAAUCUUCCUGGCAGACUUUGUCAGCACAGAAACAUCAGUUCAGUUCAAAUGCUGAGCUAUGUAUAGGUAGGGCUGAUCCCCACAUCUCAGAAAACCUCAAUGUCUUUUAGGACAAAUGCAAUCCACGGCCCACUAACUGUACCAACAGCACCUCCCUUGUCCAGGUUACUUCAGGAAGCCUUCUCCAUCUGAAAAUACAACUUUCACUCAUAGAUGGGCACAUACUUUGGGAGUGACUUCAAAAAUUUAGAACUAGAGAAGUCUUAAGAUAGUCAAGAACCGCCUGAAUAUUGAAUUCAGCAGCAAACUGUUGACAACAACUUGCUCACUGACAUGUUGUAGGACUGUCUGUUCCUCAUUAGAAAUUUAUUUGGAGGCCUCCUUCUGCCCCUUUUAAGCAUAAUUCAUUUAAUUCACACAUGCAUCUCAUCAGUCCCUCUGGUUUCUGUGAAGAAAAAUGAGUGACACGGGAUCAGUCAACACACUGGAAUUUUCCCAUGUAACUACAGAAUCGGCUGCAUGAAGGCAACUCAAGUGCAGAGGAAAGAGGAUGGAUAAUGGAGCAACUGAACACCGCUUACUGUAAAUUAAGUAAGUUAAGCGGGUUUGCACACUCCACUGUCAACAAGACCUGAAUAAUGAUAUUGUCAGGAUACAAACUCUCUACUCUCUUUUCUGGUACUGCCCUACCAAAAAAGUACCAUCUUUAGAUGACUUGUUAUCAGGAUGCUACAAGAAAAACUGCACAGAAACCCACCUCAGCACUUACCUUAGAGAUCUCAGGAAUAGCAACAUCAGAUAAUUACUAUCAUUUCAACUCUGCUACAGGAUGUCCUUAAAAUCAGACUGUAUCUCUCCCCGCUCCCUUCGAGAAACAACAAACUCUAUGAGGGAGACACUUGAUUUAACUAAUGGGAACAUCCAAUAAGAUCUGAUGAAAGAGACCCAGCUCUCACAGCCUCCCCAAACUAAUUGUUUUUUCCCUGUGAGGGCAACCAAGCACUGCCAACAGGUUGUGCAGUCUCUCCUCAGAGAGGUUGUAACGUCUCUGCCCAUGGAAAUACUCAAAACCUGACUGGACGUGAUCCUGGGCAAUCUGCUCUAGCUGACUGUGCUUGAGUAGAGGGGUUGGACGAGAUGACCUCAAGAGGUCCCUUCCAAACUAAAUGAUUCUGGGGAAGUCAUUAAAAGCUACCAAAAACAUGCUUCAGCAACCUCAGAACAAGACUGAGAUUAUAAUGCUAUCUCAUCACUAAAUAGGUAAGAAAGAAACAGCACCUGGAAAACACCAUUUGUAUCAAAACUAAAACUGUGUGUACUUGUCCUAUAGGCCUUCUACUAUUAAUCAACCUGUUCUCUACUUCCAUGCGGGAUGCUCAAACUCAGACAUCCAGUCUCAAUAAGCAAGGUGAAGGCAAUUUAAUAUGACAGAUGUCACCGGACUGCACCAGGAGGAGCAUGAAAUCACUGCCUUUUAUGGAUAAGUUAGCUCUGAAUUUAUCUUUGCUUUUUCCCUGGAUUCCGGGUGCCUUCUUAGAUUACAUGGUCAAGAAUUAUGAAUUGCUUUUCCUCCAAUCUACAUAUUAUAAGAAGUAUUAAGAAAAACCCUUUUAUGGGAUAUUGGGCUCAGACUGUUCUUAUUUGAGAUAAACCCUCUCCUGGAGAGAAAAAUUGUUUAUUCAGUGUCACUGUUUUAAGAGGAGCAAUACAACAAGCUCCGCAUUCUGAACAGACAGAGGCCUCUCCUAUUUCCAUGUUGACUAAUCGGUCCUGUAUUUCAAAGUCUGACUAGUAGUGUUUUCUAAGAUAUGCAUCCAACUCAGAAGAGGAAAUAAUGCGGGUCUUUGUCCCAUAAAAUGUGUGUAGUUGCUGGGGUUUUUUCUUCUGGUUUUGAAAUGUGUUUUAUCCCUCCUCAUUCCUGAAAUUGGACACGUAUCUUUCCACACUAACAUAGAAGACCUGAAAGUAAGAUCCCUUAGUUGACAGGCCAAGUCAAGUCUAAGGCAUUCCUAGGCAAGAUUCAGCUUCUGUUCACAGAUUCUUAUAUUUGGAUUCCCACAGAGAAAAACUUAACGCCUGCAAGUGCUUCAAUCUUUUUAUAGAAAGUGAUUAGCUGGGUAGGGUUCAGGUUCAUCUACUUUAACUGAGAUCUUACGACGUUCUUGGAAACAAUGGUAAUUUUUCCCUCCUCCUUGCCAAUAAUGAAACCGCUAAGUGAAAAGCAAGCUGGUAGAUCCAUGCAGACAUGCAAAAUACGUCCACAUCCAAAGAACUUUUAUGUUGAAUUCAUGUUAAUAAGCCACCAAACAAACUCCCAAAUUACUAAGAAUUCAAUGCCUACACUAAAACUCAACACUAGAAUACAACAGUGGAUAGUUUUAUCCUAUAUUAACAGCAAGACAUUUAUUCUAGUCAGUUUAGCAAAGAAAAAAAAAUACAGACUAUCACUGAUCAAGUUUCAUACUUGCAAUGUGGAACUAACUUCCAAAGUAUGACUGGCAAGCUAAUAAUAUCACCUUUAUAUACUAAUGAGACCAAUAUACUUGCAAUACCCUUUUCAAGGCUGUCUCCAAGAUGACAUAGCAAAUUUACCAGCUUUUACUUUUUUUUUCAUGAAAACAGGAUUUUCUUCCUUUAGCUUCCUACUCAACCAUCCAUACUUUGUGCUUAAGACACCAAUAAUGAUAGCUAAGUGGUACGCAUUAUGUUAUUCUAACACAACCACCUGACUAAUAAGGGUUUGUAAUUUACCCGUCCCCUUUUGCAGCUAAAUAAAACGGAAAACUUACCGCUUUUUUUAUCUCUGUGAUAAACUAGCAUAUGCAAGUGGGGGCUUACAUAUAUAUGACUAACACAAAGCAGAGGAAAGAUUUAAGAGCAGGCCUCAUGAACAGUGAGAUACUCUUUUUAGAAAGACAAGACUAUAUAUAACUGGAUACACUUAUGGCAUCAUCCUACUGACAUAGAUCCUCCAGCCCAAAAACAAUCUACUAAAACACACAAACCCAUCUUGGCUUGCACCAGUUUUUACUACCCUUAUUUCCCUCUACCCAAAUUAUUUGUGAUUUAGCCAUGCCAUGAGAAAUUUUAGAGUUCAUUUGUCCACUUAUUACAUUUCUGCAGGGGUCCUCUUCUACCUAUGACCAUAACCAUGUGGAAGUGUAUACAUUACCAAAAUAUGCUCCCUUUAGAAACUCAAGCGACAGGGGGAGGGGGGGGGGAAAUGUUAGGAAAUUCAAGAGUUGAAACUUCCCUACCUGCAGGCAGCUUUUCAAACAAGUAAAGCUUUCUUCUUGAGGACAAAUGUAACAAAGAUAUAAAAAGUAAGACCAGGAAAGGCCAAUUACUGUCAUAUAUUAUUUAACUUUGUUUUUCUAAAAACUAUAGAUUUUAAAAGUUUAAAACUGCCUCAGAUUGUGACUAACAGAGUAGUCAUUGGGACAUACUUCUCCAGGAUAAGAAUCCUAUUUCUAGAAGUACUACAUCCCGAUGGCCUUAGAAGCAGCCUCAUAUAUAGCCUGAUUUGAUAUUAUGUUUAUACCCAAGAACAUUUUCCCACACUUGGUGCGCAGAAUGCAAACUAUUAGAUUUUUUUCUGUUAGCAUACGAAGUAUUUGAGGAUUAUUUCACCUCAAACAUUAAGGUGGCGCUCCUGGAUAUCCCUCAGAUUCAUCAUUCAUAUCUUUUUAUUUCUCCCCAACAACACAGACCAGAGAUAAUGAUAACACAAACUGCAUUAAGCUCAUUAAUAAUUUUGUAGUGGACACUGAUGCAUGAACAACUUAAACACUACAAUCAGAGUCUCACCAAGCCAGAAAUUCAUCAAGACUGUUCUUUUAUAUUUUGAAAAGACAGAGCUUUGGAAUUCUAUGUGAAUUCUGUCUACGUACUGUGAUUUCAUAGUAGAAAGCUUUAAUAUGAUUUCAUACUGACUUUAAAUUUGGAAACAUACUUGAUCUUUUACCUGAAAACAUAGAAAAAACCCUUUUCCUUUGUACAGUACUGGCCAUGGUAAGAUGCCAAAUACUGGCUGGGGAAGUCGUACAUAAAGGUAACAGAACCGAACUGCACUAUCUGUCUUUUGAAGGUUUUAUCUAUUUGACAGGCUAGUCUGAAGAAAAGCGUUUCCUAUCAAAUAAGUUGUCAAAACCUCCAUGACUGUUUUUAUAACUUCACUUAAUAUGAAAAAUGCACUUACGGGCUUAUCAAGCACAACUGGAUGAUCAGGAAGAAACUCUGGCUUCUUCUGAGAGAGAGAAACACUUGAAAGUUUCAGAAGGAAAUCUCUGCUGUAUUUGAUCCUUUCUGUGAACAUACAAAAUUACUAAGUUCAACAUUGUUUUAGGCAUUAAGGUUGGGAAUUCAGAGAACUGAUUUGGUUUCUUAAAGGAGGGUGGAAAUGCUGCAUGUGGAAUAUAAAAAUCAGUAUUAAAACCAGCAGUAAUUUAAUUCUGGCCUUGCAUCAGGACAAUGUGUAGUAAAUUACAGAGCAUUUCAGUUUAGCUCUAUGUACUGGUGUUGGCUGGGAUAGAGUUAGUUUUCUUUAUAGUAGCCAGUAUGGGGCUGUGUUUUGGAUAUAUGCUAAAAACAGUGUUGAUAAUACAGGGAUGUUUUUGCUACUGCUGAGCACCCCACCCCACCAGCGAGUAGGCUGGGUGCACAAGUCAUUGGGAGGGGACACAGCUGGGACAGCUGACCCCAGCUGACCAAAGGGAUACCCCACACCAUAUGAUGUCAUGCUCCGCAUAUAAAGCUGGGGGAAGAAGAAGGAAGGGGGGGACGUUUGGAAUGAUGGCAUUUGUCUUUCUGAGUAACCGUUAGACAUGAUAGAGCCCUGCUUUCCUGGAGAUGGCUGAACACCUGCUUGCCCAUGGGACAGUAAAUGAAUUCUUUGUUUUGCUUUGCUUGUGUGAGUGGCUUUUGCCUAUUAAACUGUCUUUAUCUCA